GCGAGGAACAUGUUCUGUGUGGACUCAUCCUACCAARCAGUCCAAGCAGACCGGAUAGGAGGACAGAGACACUCCACUGUGGGAACUUUGAUCAGCAUUACAGAGGAGCAGUGGAAAAGUGUGGGGAUUUGAAGAUGUGGGCGUUGAUAGGAGCAAUCUGUCUGAGCCACUGCGUCUCUGGGCAGCUGUUUGAUCCGAAGCUGAAAGGAGCACCGAGACUGGUUUGCAGUGUUCCUGGGUCACCGGGCCUGUCGGGCAAACCAGGCCCCAACGGGCCGCCGGGAGCCGUUGGGAACGUGGGGAUUCCAGGAAGAGAUGGCAGAGAUGGCAGGAAAGGGGAAAAGGGAGAAAAAGGAGACACAGGUGUAAAAGGAAGGGUAGGCCCAACAGGAAAGAUCGGAGAGCGUGGUGAACGUGGCCCCACAGGCAAACUGGGCCCAGCAGGAGACAUCGGAGAUGUUGGACUGCCUGGUCCACCAGGCCGCAAUGGAAGUAAAGGAGAUAAGGGCCAAAGAGGACCCCGUGGAGCUGCAGGAGUUUGCAAAUGUGGCAGCCUACUGCCGAAAUCCGCUUUCUCUGUGGGAAUCACCAGCAGCUACCCAACAGAGAAGACCCCCAUCAAGUUCAACAAGGUCCUCUUCAAUGAAGGCGGGCACUACAACCCACAGACUGGAAAAUUCAUCUGUGCAUACCCAGGUGUUUAUUAUUUCUCCUAUGACAUCACGCUGGCCAAUAAACACCUGGCAAUUAGUCUGGUGCAGAACGGUCAGUAUCGCAUCAAAACCUUCGAUGCCAACACAGGAAACCACGACGUGGCGUCUGGCUCCACUGUCAUGUAUCUGAACCCAGAGGAUGAGGUGUGGAUGGAGAUCUUCUACCACGACCAGAAYGGUUUAUUUGCAGACCCCGGCUGGGCGGACAGCCUGUUCUCUGGUUUCCUGCUCUAUGCAGACACAAACUACUUUGACACACUGGCAGAAGACUAUGCAUAAAACCCAGAAAGAAAAAUAUAUUGUCUUGAUAGAUUUAGAACAUACAUAGUAUCUACAAACUUUAUUUUUAUACAAAUGUUUUUACUGCUAUAAGAAUGGUUGAAAAUGUACCUAUUUCUGUUUUGAAACUGAACGUGCAGCGAGGGUCGGUUUGUGUUUGCUGUGGAUCUUUAAGGUUGUAGUUGCUGCUGCUGC
Austrofundulus limnaeus is the source of this 1187-nucleotide messenger RNA. RefSeq names its product C1q and TNF related 7 (gene c1qtnf7). The transcript is spliced from 3 exons. NCBI's taxonomy places the organism in Eukaryota, Metazoa, Chordata, Actinopteri, Cyprinodontiformes, Rivulidae. The record is from RefSeq and is a predicted model, not a curated record. Gene Ontology annotation, molecular function: protein binding. Bases 135 to 992 code for a protein of 285 amino acids.